Panicum hallii is the source of this 798-nucleotide messenger RNA. Its product is annotated as oryzain alpha chain-like. Bases 109 to 798 code for a protein of 229 amino acids. The record is from RefSeq and is a predicted model, not a curated record. NCBI's taxonomy places the organism in Eukaryota, Viridiplantae, Streptophyta, Magnoliopsida, Poales, Poaceae. The transcript has 2 exons.
UGGGUGCGUUUCCGGUGUUCAUCUUCUUCGUCUUCGGUCUCGCUACCUCGCCGUCCGCCGAUCCGAUCCGAGGGUAACAAGCACAGCUCAUUGGUUAUAAAGCUAAGGAUGGGGCGGGGCUCCACGGUUGCUCUCGCGGCGGCGGCACUGCUGGUGUUGCUGCCGAUGCUGCUGCUAGUGUCACUGCCGGCCGCGGACCUGCUGCCGUCCGCGGACCCGUACGAGCAGGAGAGCCGUCGGGUGUUCGUGGAGUGGAAGGCCAAGAACGGGAAGACUUAUACGUACGCCGGCGAGGAGGAGUGCCGGUACGCGUUGUUCAAGGACACUCGCCGCCGCGUCGCCUGGAACAGGGCUGCCUGGGAUAGGGCCGCCGGGCCGACAUCAUCUCGCCUCAACGGUUUCGCCGCCAACUCCAUUGAGGAGAUGACCCUUGGCCUCCUCGGGCCCGAGGUCGCAAAGAAGGAGGAGUACGAGCAGGAGACCCGCCGGAUGUUCGUGUUGUGGAAGGCCAAGUACGGCAAGACCUACAGAGAUGUCGGCGAGGAGAGGUGCCGGUAUUGGUUGUUCAAGGGAAACCGCCGUGUCAUCAUCCGGCUCAACGCCGCCACCGGGCAAGACGUGUACGGCCUCAACCAAUUCGGGGACCUCACCAACGAGGAUGUCCGGCAACGCUGCUACCCGAAGGCGGACCGAGAGCUGAGCGCCAGGUGCCAAGCCGCCAUCCUCGACCCGGGCUCGAGCACCGUCCGCGACCGCGAGAGGCUGAUUUCGUACAUGGUAAUCAUCUUGCAUUGCUAG